AUGGACCCCUCCUCAAAUCCGUCUGUUACAAUCACGCCUCAGCCUGAAGUGCUAUUGCCCUCGUCCGUCUUCACACGCCAGACGCUGGUCAUAGCGUCCUUGUCGCUGGGGAUUGUCCUCUUAGCCAUAUUUUUCAUCCUCACCCGACGGAGGACUAGCGCGAGAGGGGAUGCCGUCCUCUUAGUUGGACCUCUUGACGCGGGCAAGACUGCUAUUCUUUCCACUUCCAACUCAGCUGUGGUUCCUUUGGCGCAGAAGACCUUGCGGAUCAUUGAUAUUCCUGGACAUCCUCGAAUCCGAGACCAAUUCCGCGAGCACAUGCAGGAUGCUCGGGGGAUUGUUUUCGUAGUCGACGCAAGCACUGUUGCUCGUGCGGGUCCCGCUGUUGCAGAGCAUCUGCAUCAGGUCCUCCACGCUAUCACAUCUUUGCCGCCAUCGCGGCCGACCCCCGCGUUGCUUAUUGUUGCGCACAAGUCUGACCUCUUGAAGCCGACCGCUCAAGCCACGCCGGACCAACUUGCCAUCAAUCGUGUCCGUACAAUCCUCGAACGUGAACUCGAGCGGCGACGCGCAUCUCAAGCCGGCGGUGUAGGCAUUGAGGGCCUGGGCGCUGAGGGCGCUGAGUCAGAGCUGGGAGGGCUCGAGUGCAGCGGGGCCGGUGAAUUCAAGUUCGAGAACUGGGAAGGUGGGGAUGUGUCUUUCGUUGGCACGUAUGUCGCCGUAGGGGCAACGGUGUACCAUGGGUUGCAUUUCAUGCAGGACCUCGUUAGCGAGAUGGUGCAUGAUGACCCCAUACGUCGACCUUCGGCAGCACAGGUUGUCGCACGUUUUGAUGCACUGUGUCCAACGCUAAACUUUUGGAUACUGCGGUCAAGAUUGGUAAAACGUGAUGAAUCGUGGCUCGGGCGUAUUUUCCGUGGGAUCUGGCAUAUCUUCCGAACAGCAGGCCACGUUCUAGCUAGACAUCCUACAGUGCCUACCCCAUAG
This is a messenger RNA of Postia placenta MAD-698-R-SB12, 987 nucleotides long. RefSeq lists its product as hypothetical. The transcript has 5 exons. Bases 1 to 987 code for a protein of 328 amino acids. NCBI's taxonomy places the organism in Eukaryota, Fungi, Basidiomycota, Agaricomycetes, Polyporales, Adustoporiaceae. The record is from RefSeq and is a predicted model, not a curated record.